GCGAACCAGUCACCAGUCCUCGCCGCCGUCGCCGUCGACGUCCCCGCCGCAGCCGGCGUCGAACCGCCCCGUCCCCGAUGUUCGCGAAGCGCUUCCUGCAGAAGAAGCUGCACCAGGGAGGGGGCGGAGAAAAAGGAGGAGGUGGUGGAGGAGGGGCGGCGGCGGCCGGCGAUGCGGCCCAGCUGGACGCGCAGAUCGCGCUCCACUACGGGGUCCCCUACGCCGCCUCCGUCAUGGCGUUCGACCCCGUGCAGCGGCUCCUCGCCGUCGGGACGCUGGAUGGCAGGAUAAAAAUCUUUGGGGGUGAUAAUAUUGAAGGCAUCCUCAUAUCGCCAAAGAGCAUGCCAUACAAGUAUCUUCAGUUUAUACAAAAUCAGGGGAUACUAAUUGCAGUUUCUAAUGAGAAUGAAAUCCAGGUAUGGAAUCUUGAAUUCAGGCAGCUAUUUCAUUCUUCCCAGUGGGACGUCAAUAUUACUGCUUUUUCAGUCAUAGAAGGGACCUUUCUGAUGUACCUUGGUGAUGAGAAUGGCCUGCUUUCUGUAUUAAAGUAUGAUGUAGAUGAUGGGAAUCUUCAAAAGAUGCCUUACAAUGUUUCCAUACAUUCCUUAGCUGAAGCAGCUGGUGUUCCCUUGCUUGAUACUCAACCUAUUGUUGGAAUAUUGCCUCAACCUAACACCUUGGGCACCAGGGUGCUAAUUGCAUAUGAGAAAGGAUUCUUAGUUCUUUGGGAUGUGUCAGAGGACCAUGCAAUUGCUGUUCGAGGCUACGGGGACUUGCAUAUGAAGGGUCAAGUCACUGGCGCUCAAACAAAUGCUAGUGAAGAUCAAAUAGAUAAUGUUGACGAGAAUGAGGAAGAGAGAGAAAUUUGCUCUCUUUGUUGGGCAUCGAGAGGAGGUUCAACUGUUGCUGUUGGCUAUAUAACUGGAGACAUACUUCUAUGGGAUAUGACUGCAGUAUCCUCUAGACAAGGCAAACAAACUGAUGUUUCGUCUAAUGUUGUUAAGCUGCAGCUGGCUUCUGGGAGUCGCAGGCUUCCUGUUAUUGUCUUGCACUGGUCUGCUGGGUCAGCAAAAGACAUCAAUAAAGGCGGGAAACUUUUUGUAUACGGUGGCGAUGAUAUGGGGUCUGAAGAAGUUCUGACGGUUCUUAGUCUGGAAUCAUCUAAUGGCCUAGAGUCAGUAAGAUGCGCGUCGCGGGUGGACCUCAAACUUGAUGGAUCCUUUGCUGAUAUGAUUCUUAUUCCAGAUACUGGGGUUCCAGACAAAAUACGAACUUCUGCACUUUUUAUAUUGACAAAUCCUGGACAGUUAAAUUUCUAUGAUGGUGGUGCUCUAUUUUCUGCACGGAAAUCAGAAGAGGAAUAUGCUCAGCCUGAGUCACAGAAAUUUCCAGUCGUAGUUCCUACAAUUGAUCCCAGCAUAACAGUUACGAAUAUGUAUUCACUAACUGGGAGAAAGCAUCCAAGUAUUUCAUUGAAGAAAUUUUGUGCUAGGCAAAUUGUCGCACCUCCGAUAUCAGGGAAUAUGAAAUGGCCUUUGACUGGUGGGGUUCCUAGUGAAAUGUCACUGAAGGAAGAUCAUGCAGUUGAAAGAAUAUAUGUUGCAGGCUAUCAAGAUGGUUCUGUGAGAAUAUGGGAUGCAACUUUUCCUAUUCUGAUGCCAAUGUUUGUCUUGGAUGCAAAGGUGUCUGAUGUUAUUUUGGAUGGAGCAAAUGCCUCUGUAUCAUCGCUGGCUUUUUGUUCAUUAAACAUGACUUUUGCUGUUGGCACAACAAGUGGUCUGGUCCGCAUGUAUAAACUUCAUGAGAACACUGGGGAUUCCAGCUUUCACUUUGUGAGUGGAUCUAAGCAGGAAGUUCAUGCUGUUCAUCAUGGGAGAGGGUUCCAUUGCCAUGUUGCCUUUAUGGGAUCAAAUUCCCCUGUGCGAUCUCUCAGAUUUACAUCUUCAGGAGAGGCCCUUGCAGUAGGAUAUCAAAAUGGCCAGGUGGCUAUGUUUGAUGCAAGUCAACUGUCAGUGAUGUUCUCUGUGGAUUGUACAUCAGGAACAAAUUCUCCCAUGGUUUCACUCAGCAUUUAUAGUGUUGGUGCCUCUUCUGCAAAAGCAGGCCCGUCCCUGAAAGAGAUUGCUACAAGUGAAAAAUUUCCAACAGCUGUUAUACUUUCCUUAAGUAAGGAUGCACGUCUUACUGUAGUUGACAGCACAAGUGGUCUGAUCGUAAAUUCACUUCUGCUAGAUGAGAAGCAAUCUUCUGCACUUUUGAUGUAUGUCCUCAUAGAUGGAGCUUCAGAUGAAGAGCAAGCCCCAUGUCAAAGUCAGACAGGGAAAGAAGGACAUGUUCUCGACCAAAAGCAAGCACAAGGAGCCGAAAUUAACAAGAAAAAUGCUUCUCUACAUCCACAGAGUGGCGGUUCAGAUUCACUUCUUUUGGUCUGCUUUGAGGAUGUGGUGCUUUUAUUUUCUCUGGCAUCAUUGAUUCAGGGAAGCAACAAGCAUCUACAUAAAACCAAGCUCACAAAAAAAUGCUGCUGGUCAGCAAUUUUCAAGAACAAGGAUGAUAAAGCUUGUGGGUUGAUAUUAUUUUAUCAGACAGGCGUCAUAGAAUUGAGAUCUUUGCCAAGCUUAGAUAUUCUUGCUGAGAGCUCCUUGAUGGAGUUACUAAGAUGGAGUUACAAGACAGGCAUGGAUAAAACCAUGAGCUCCUCAAAUGGACAAAUUGCUCUGGUUAAUGGAUCUGAAUUUGCAAUCAUCUCUCUUAUAGACUCGGAGAAUGACUUCAGGAUUCCAGAAUCAUUGCCGUGCCUUCAUGAUAAAGUACUUGCAGCAGCAGCUGAAGCAGCUAUGAGCAUCUCGGCAGACCAGAAAGGAAAGCAGAAUCCGGCAGCAGGAGUUAUUGGUGGCAUUAUAAAAGGAUUAAAAGGCAAAGCGGAUGAAACUGCAAACCUGAGAAGAAGUUUCAAUUCACAAACCCCCAGUGAAUUAUUGGAGUCGAUUUUCUUGAAAGGAUCAUAUGUUGAAUCAUCACUAGCAUAUCCUGAUGAUCCAAUAGAAGAACUGUCAAUUGAUGACAUAGAAAUUGACGAUGAAGUGCCCCUAUCCCCUCCGCCAGCAUCAUCCUCUGCAUCUCACACGAAUUAUAAAACAACAGUAGAGGACGAGAGAGCGAAACUGUUUGAAGGAUCAAGUGAUGCUGACAAACCAAGAAUGAGAAGUACCCAAGAAAUUCUCACCAAAUAUAAGUUUGGCGGGGACGCAACAGCUGCUGCUGCCCAUGCCAAGGAUAAGCUCAUGCAGCGGCAGGAGAAACUCGAGAGAAUAAGCCAACGGACCGCGGAGCUUCAGGAUGGAGCGGAAAAUUUCGCUUCACUCGCCCAGGAGCUCGCAAAAACAAUGGAAAACAAGAAGUGGUGGAAACUAUAAACUAUGUGUUUUUUCCCAUCAUUUGGCUGCAUACUAUGCGGAGUACAUCCAACUCUUGGUACUCGGGAGUGCUUCAUUUGUGGGUUGUUAUUUAUCGUGGCAUAGUUCCGCCCAUUCCAUCCCUUCUUGUGGUGUGUAUAUUAUGUUCAUGGUUGACAAACAACAACUUGUCAAGGUGAUUGUCUACCUUGCCACUAGAUUGAAGACAGAGACAGCAUGGCUUCUUUGGAUGCAUUAGCUUAGGUUAAUGUUGUAUACCACCAUGAAUCAUCAUAUGUACCAUAGAUUUUUUUUUCUCUUGUGUGGUUUCUGUAAAGUUAAAAAAGACAAUAAAUUGAACUGCUUGCAUUGGGAAACAGGAAAGAGCAGUGUAACAUUGUUGCUAGUUGGUUGUAUCUGAUGUUGACACAUUUUCUCUAA
This is a messenger RNA of Hordeum vulgare subsp. vulgare (domesticated barley), 3836 nucleotides long. RefSeq lists its product as uncharacterized. Gene Ontology annotation, molecular function: myosin II binding; syntaxin binding; GTPase activator activity. The record is from RefSeq and is a predicted model, not a curated record. Gene Ontology annotation, cellular component: cytoplasm; plasma membrane. Gene Ontology annotation, biological process: regulation of exocytosis. The transcript is spliced from 24 exons. The coding region runs from base 78 to 3416 and encodes 1112 amino acids. NCBI's taxonomy places the organism in Eukaryota, Viridiplantae, Streptophyta, Magnoliopsida, Poales, Poaceae.